AUGGCCCCCCUUGCUCAUCAGAUACGACCGGUGAUCUCACGCUGUACACCACGCGGCAGGAGGUCCAUCACCACCAACGCAACCGACGCAGCAUCAAAACUCCUCGAGACCUUUGCCGGGAAAGAUGUCACGCGCAAACAACUCUUCGAUUCCAAUCAGUUGCAGCGCCUCAGCUUGACACUCAAUCGCAAAGAGCUGCAUCCAGGAAUCGACGUCUCCGCUGAACCGCCCAAAGAAGGCACGCCACUCCCACCCGGGUAUCACCUUGUUUAUUUCACACCAACAGGUGUUGAAAGCGAAUUGGGCAUGGACGGAACGGACAAGACGUUCAAUGCGCCAGCACCGUUCACGCGGCGGAUGUGGGCUGGCGGGAAGAUGCAGUUCAUUGAGGGGACCUCGCUGAAAGUUGGCGAAGAGGUUGAAGAGCGCACGAGGCUUGUUGGCGCAACGCCGAAGAAGAGCCGCAGCGGUGACGAGAUGGUUCUCGUGGACGUUGAAAAGGAGUUUUGGGGACGGGACGGGCUGGUUGUUAAGGACCAGAGGUCAUGGAUCUUCCGCCCAGAAGUCAACGUUUCUUUGGCUGCAAAGACUGCUCCUCCGCGAUCUAACCGGCAACCGUCUUUUGGGCCGUCAACCAUCACGGAUGAGAAGGGUUCAGACGGCGGUGUCCUUCGGCGUCUUCGAUGGUCACCCGUUGGCCUCUUCCGGUUCUCGGCUCUUACAUUUAAUGGCCAUAUGAUCCACUACAACGAGCCUUGGACGAAGGAUAUUGAGAGGCAUCCCGAAGUUGUGGUCCAUGGACCCUUGAACCUGAUCAACAUGCUUGACUACUGGAGGGAUGUCUACGGGCAAGAUGGCAGGGAAGUGCGACAAGUUGGAUAUAGAGCAAUGUCACCACUCUAUGCCGGCGAUGAGUACACAAUCCGUACGGCGUCUGUGAAAGAUGAUGAGACGUACGAGGUUCUAGUAGAGAAGGGCAGCACGUUGUGCAUGAAGGGUGAAAUUAUGGGCAGCUGA
Colletotrichum gloeosporioides is the source of this 1017-nucleotide messenger RNA. Its product is annotated as Mesaconyl-C(4)-CoA hydratase. The transcript has 2 exons. Gene Ontology annotation, molecular function: (3R)-hydroxyacyl-[acyl-carrier-protein] dehydratase activity. Gene Ontology annotation, cellular component: mitochondrion. The coding region runs from base 1 to 1017 and encodes 338 amino acids. The record is from RefSeq and is a predicted model, not a curated record. Lineage: Eukaryota; Fungi; Ascomycota; Sordariomycetes; Glomerellales; Glomerellaceae.